Messenger RNA from Pundamilia nyererei, 1373 nucleotides. RefSeq names its product syndecan-2-like. The coding region runs from base 302 to 1108 and encodes 268 amino acids. Gene Ontology annotation, biological process: cell migration. The transcript is spliced from 5 exons. NCBI's taxonomy places the organism in Eukaryota, Metazoa, Chordata, Actinopteri, Cichliformes, Cichlidae. Gene Ontology annotation, cellular component: cell surface; membrane. The record is from RefSeq and is a predicted model, not a curated record.
CUCGCGUGUGCGUCUCCACUACCGUCGUCAAGGACCGGCGUGCUGACGUCACCGCAGAGAGCCACGCUUCACGACCAGGCUAAACAACUUUUUCAGACGAAGUCCUUCUCACAACGAGUCCGGGAGACACGGGAACUUUACUGAGAUUUAACGAAGUGGCUCGACAGCGACAGCGACAGCGCUACAACAAAUUAUCCGUACUACUGAACACCGAAGAGCGAGUUGAACGUUUUCACUGUACCAACAUAUAAUUUCUCGUUUUCAACUAGCGUGUUUUUUUUAAAUUGUUUUGGAAGUUAAAAUGGGGAAUCUGUGGUGGUUGUUCCUCGUCGGGCUGGCAACUGGGUCAAUCAGUGGAAAACUCUUUGUCUUCUCCCAGUCAUUUAGCCCAAGUGAUGACUUAUACAUAGAGGGCCGAACAUCUGGUGACCUCCCUAUAGAUGAUGAAGAUGGUGAUGAUGGUGGGUCAGGCUCUGGAUCUGGAGAUUAUGGUUCCCGUGCCCAUUCAGAUGCCGGGGAUAUGGUCCUGACGUUGCCUAGCCCCUCUAGCAAAACAGAGCAGCGUCAACCACAGCCUACAGUACACUCUCCGCACAACCCACCAACCACAGUGGCACGCAGCCACGAUCCAGCAACUACAGCGAAGGAGACUGACAUUUUCCCUGAUGGAGACAAGGGGCUUGGUGUUGGCCCAACAGCUGACUGGUUUGGAAAGGAUGCUAGUCCCAGCACCACCAAUGUGCCUCCCAGUGGCAGUACUAGAGCUGAUGGUGUAAUCAAUUCUGGCAAGGAGAGACGCCUGGAUGUGUUAAAUCCCCAAUAUGAAGAGCCUAUCAAAAAGUCUGAUGAAACUCUUAACAAAGCUGAUCGAGAAGGAUUAUUUGGUGAGAACUCUAUGGAGGUAUCCUCUGAGAACCUGCUGGAGAGAAAAGAGGUGCUAGCAGCUGUGAUAGUGUGCGGAGUCAUUGGAUUUCUCUGUGCUGUUUCCCUCUUGUCUCUCCUUGCCUACCGCAUGAAGAAGAAGGAUGAAGGUAGCUAUGACCUGGGAGAUAACAAACUUUCUGCAACUGCGUAUCACAAAGCACCCACCAAGGAGUUCUACGCCUGAACUGACUAAUAAGAACAAAGCAGGGUGGAUUUUGGCUCCUGCCUAUUAAGACUCAAAUGGAUCUAUAACCAGCUGAAGAUGAUUCUUCUUGAUGAAGUUUGAAGUAGACACCUCUGCUCCUCUCCAGUGCUGCUUCUUUGUUCUGUCUUUUUUUCUUUUUCUUCGCCAUUCCCAACUUCAUCCGCUGCCACUUUAUCUUUCUACUUAAUGUUCAGUGUUUGUGACAAAGGGGUCAUAAUAAAAUAAAGUCAAACUGUUAAAAUGC